Messenger RNA from Thunnus maccoyii (southern bluefin tuna), 1112 nucleotides. RefSeq names its product myoD family inhibitor domain-containing protein 2-like. The transcript has 4 exons. The record is from RefSeq and is a predicted model, not a curated record. NCBI's taxonomy places the organism in Eukaryota, Metazoa, Chordata, Actinopteri, Scombriformes, Scombridae. Bases 299 to 880 code for a protein of 193 amino acids.
CGAUAAAUUGUGGUAAGAACGUUUUAUUUUAGUCUCGUCUGUCGUCACUUCUUUAAUAUAAGUGUGUGAUAAGUGGCUUUGCUUGACAAAGCUUUCAUAUUGAUGCCAUAAUUGAAUGAAUCUUGCAUGCAUUAUGCCUUCAUAGAUUUGUAUCUGUGCUGAUUGGCAAGUAUCGAUCGACGUGGAGUGUGCUCACAAUGUGGGUGUGUGCGUGAUGAUUGGAGGUACUUGAGCUCAAACUCAAAGGGAUUGUGGAUGCAACGCUUUACUCUGUUGGAUUAUUUACCAGUACAGACAGAUGACAACUCCCUCACAGUCUCUUCUGAAUGAUGUGGAUUGUAUCCAGCUUGAGAAAAUAAGGGACCAUGUCUCUGAUGGGAACACGCCAGUAACAGGCUUUCCACCUAGAAAGACAAUGGGCAAGUUGGUCAGUGAGGUACCCCGACUGAGCACCAUCUCCGAGCAAGAGCUAGACAAGCCGGAUAUUGAUCCCAGCUCCCAUGAUCCCCUUGGUGGCAGUGAAUGGGGUGGAUCCACUUUCUCCAUGUGUUCUGACAAGUUUAAGAACAGCAGCAGCCGUUUUUCCUCUGAUGACUCAUACCAGCCAGACACCGGAGAUGACUGUGCAGGACUUCUGCUCGCUUGUCUGCAUUGUCGUUUCUAUGAGUUAAUGGUCCUGCUACCGGAUACAUGUGAGAGAGCUGUGAGCCGCUGUUUCCCCUCAUUCAAAUACAUCACGGCUUCCAGUGAGAUGGACCAGCAGGGAAAAGAUGGCUUGAGCUCCAAGCUGGAUGUGGACUGUAAUUGCUGCAGUUCUUGUCGGGACAUAUCAGAUCUUCUAGAGCUGGCCAUGGAGGUAUCAGAGAUGUGCUAUCGCUGACAAGGCCCCUUUUUGUAUUUAACCUUUGCCCUGCACACACGAUGAGUUCACUUCAAACAAAAUCACAAAGUCUUCCUCUAUAGACACUUAAAUGCUUAAAAUGCAGCAUUACAAUUGGAUUUCAUUGCUCUCUUGGGCUGCAAAUUCAGUCAUUGUAUGUAAAACAAAAAAUGUAAUCUUUCUUUUUCUGUUUGAGUCAUAAGGAAAUGUGCAUGGUUUAGAGGGUGUGUGC